AUGCCACCAAGCCGAAGUAGCUCCAGCUCGCAAAACGGCUUGUCCACGAACGGCGGCUCAACCGGUGUCUCUGUGUCCCGCCGCCGCCCACGAGAAGACGACGACACCCAAGGGCCCCCCUGCACCCAGUGCCGCACCCGCAAAGUCAAGUGCGACCGGCAACAGCCCGACUGUUCGAAUUGUCGCAGAGGGGGCGUGGCAUGCGAGUAUUCAAACUCAACCUCGAGGGUGUACCAAGUGAAAGAGUUGCUCGAUGCUUUUUCAACCGUUACCUCGCGAUUAGAUCGCAUUGAGUCGACGUUGGCUAGCUUGGUUGAUCAGCUUAAGAGGCCUGGUGCGACGGGGCUUAUAUCGCCUUCGACAAGUGAUGCGUCGCGGGAGGUUGUUGAAGUUUCAGGAUCCACCACCGGGGAGCAUCGUGUCGAUCAUCUGAAUCAAAAUCAGGAUCAUGUCCCUGACCAUGACGCUGACGGGACCGAGCUCAACGAGACAUACCCAGCCGCCCUGUCGCUCUUUAGAUCCCUGCAUCGCCGCCUCGAGCGCGCCGUGAACAGCGAUUGCAGCGAGCCCCACGACCGCAGAGACCUAUGGGCGUACGCCGCGCAACAUCCCGGCGCGCGUCAGAUCCUCCGCGGCCAACUGGACAAGUUCCCCUUCGCGGGCGGAUGUCUGGACUUUCCCAUUACAAGCGACGGCCAGCGGGUUAUCGCGCCGCCGCGGUGGGCUGUUGAGGAUUGUGUCGAGACUUACCUGGAACACAUCAACUCCGUAACGCCAAUCUUCGAUAAGACGAAUCUGCAGGAUGGGAUUGCGUUUUACUAUGACUCGCCGCCGUGUCAGCAGGUGUGUGCGCAGGCGCUUACGUAUAGUAAUGUGCUGUUGCUGGCGAAGACGCUGGAUUCGUAUGUGGAGACGACGAGGCCUCGUGAGCCGGACCAGGUCGCUGCUGAGCUUGAGCAGACGCGCGCGUUGAUUCGGAAUUGUGAUCGGGCGCUGGAGGGUUUGGCGGAGUUUAUGAAGCCGACUAUGGAAUAUCUGAGGGCUUUGCUUACACUGGUAUGCUGCCCAUCCACAGUCUAA
Messenger RNA from Aspergillus calidoustus, 1080 nucleotides. NCBI's taxonomy places the organism in Eukaryota, Fungi, Ascomycota, Eurotiomycetes, Eurotiales, Aspergillaceae. The record is from the annotation of a GenBank genome assembly.